This is a messenger RNA of Rhineura floridana, 4785 nucleotides long. RefSeq names its product STIL centriolar assembly protein (gene STIL). Bases 229 to 4140 code for a protein of 1303 amino acids. The transcript is spliced from 17 exons. The record is from RefSeq and is a predicted model, not a curated record. Gene Ontology annotation, cellular component: centriole; centrosome. Gene Ontology annotation, biological process: protein localization to centrosome; centrosome duplication; mitotic spindle organization. NCBI's taxonomy places the organism in Eukaryota, Metazoa, Chordata, Lepidosauria, Squamata, Rhineuridae.
GAGGAAAAUAUUUACUACUACCUGUGAUUGGCUGGGUAGGCCUGACGAGCGAGGGAUUGCUUAUUGCCGCCACUGGAGCCGCCACAACAGGGCGGAGGUAGGAAUUCAGUUACUAGUAGCGGUCCCGCCAAGCUUUCCAGCCAUGAGAGCGUUUUUGCAGUGUAUAGAAAAGGGAUUCUGAAGGCGAGUCGUGAGGGUGAAGCAUUCAGAUAUGAUACCUUCAGCCUCAUGGAACUAAUUUCACCUGUAUCUCAGAACCAAAGAGGUGUUUUGGGGAAAAUGGUGCCCUUGAGCUUUCCUCCAUCAAAGUUUGCACUUUGGAAUCCAGCUCCUGUUGGAGAAAGCGCUGUCUCUCACCUAAGUUAUAGAAAUCCCAAGGUAGUCAUCACUGAGAAAACAGUUCGACUGACCCAUCGUCAUGCUAAGCAAAGUCGAAGAAAACCCUUCACCUGUUUUUUAGUUGGAACUCUUGCAUUAGAUGAAGAUGAUGGUGUAUUACUAACAAUAGAUCGUUUUGAUCCGGGACGUGAAGUAACUAAUGGCUUCGGCAAAGUACCCACAGCACCUCUUCCGGGAGACUUUUUGAUUCCAUGUACUUUCAGUGCUUGGGGAUCUUCAUCAGGUGAUGUCAUAGUGCACAAUUCUGAAGAUUUCAGCUUGGCUUUUAAGAUACUGCAAAGGAAUCUGAACAGCCAAGAUUCUUUGGAUCCUUCCAAAUUGCUGACUUUAAGAGUUCAUAUCUCUUCAACAGAGGAUAUGGACAACCUGAACUUUGAUUUUCACUGGGCAGCUAUUACUUUAGCCAAUGCCUUAAAAUACACUCCUGUGAAAUCUGUUCCAAUAAUUCCUACAGCCCUUGCUAGAAAUUUAAGCAGUCAUAUGAGCAUUGCACAAGUUCAAGGUACCUGCAAAUGUGGGUAUCUUACAAUGGACCAGACCAGAAAACUCCUUCUAAUUCUGGAAUCUGAUCCCAAAGCUUAUACUUUGCCACUGAUUGGCAUUUGGUUGAGUGGAAUCUCUCAUAUCUACAGCCCUCAAGUCUGGACUUACAGUCUGCACUACUUAUUCAGCUCUUCAAUACAAGACAGGGUGCUUUCAGAAUCAGGAAGUUUUCUUAUAGUCCUUUAUUCUCUGAUGCAUAAAGAUCCAGAGUUUUAUGAAUGCCUUCCUUGUGGUGGACAUACUGAACUAGGUUUCCAGCUACUUACAAGCAAAGAAACAUUACAUUUCUUCAAAAAUGUGGAGCCUUCAGAUAAAUACCCUAUCCAAUUUGUUCUAAGUUCAGAAAAUAAAAAUGCAGAAAUGGAGUUCUUCAGUAAAAUUUCAAAGAAUGUUUCCUUUAGCAGCCCAUCUCAAGGUUCUUCACCUAGUAAACUGUCUGUUAGUGAUCAUGAUUCUGGUGUGGAAGAUGAUGCAUCCCCAAGAUCAUUUCCCCGUCCUCACCCAGUGAGUCAACAGAUGACUGAGAUCCAGCCUUCAGUUCCUGAACUGUCAAUUGUAUUUGAUGGUGUCUCUACAGACUCUGUACCAACAUCCAAACAUGUAAUGAUGGAUAAAAAAAAACAGCCUUCAUUUGGACAUCUGCCUGCUAAGACAGCAUGCCCCAUAGGGCAUCCACCCUGCCAACCUCAGAGCUCUGACUGUGGGAGGCAAAUCUUGGGUCCAUGUGUCAGAGAACCUUCUACAAGGCAGUUACCAAGCCAGUUAAAACAGAGAAUGCCAGUUUUAAAACCUUGCAAAGGGAAAAAAAACCCACUUCAACAGCAGCCCAAUUGUGGUAUAGUUGGGUCUCAAGCAAGAAAGAGCUCUGGACCUUCUUCCUCUUCUCCUUCACCUCCUUGUAGCGGGCUGUCUCCCAACACAUCCUCACAUCAACUUGGAACACCUUCUGAAAGAUACUUGACAAGUAAUGAUGCUAUACAAAAGAAAGGAGAGCUUCCUUUUAGUGGACCCUUGGCACCUAAUUCUAAACAAUCUCCUGUAGCUUCCCACCCUUCUUGGCACAGCUGUGCUGUAUCACCUUCACACAUGAGAAGGUCUGUGGAAUUUGGGAUACCAGUUCAAGGCCCACCUUGCUGUUCUCACUGUGUCUGCAGCUGUCAGCUACGUGACCAUAUACAAUACAGUACAGCAAAUGUUUGGCAAGGGAUGUAUAAAAUGGAUUCUGGUCACACAUCUGAAGUCCAGUCAAGUAGUGCCCAGGAAAGUACACAAUUAAUGUUCCAUCAAAAUAUAGAAUGCACAGAUCUUUGCUGCAAUCCAGAAUGUACCACAAGUAGUCCUAUGAACCUUGGGCAUCAUGGAAUAAUGGGGAACUGUUCCCCCCUUAGUGAUAACAUGCCAGCUACAGUAAAGAUUUCUUCUCCAGCAGACCGUGGCAAUGCACUAUCUCAUGUAGUGUACCCACCUUGUAUGCACACUCCUGCACCAAAAAUGGUGCAAGAUAAUGGAAUAAUGGGCUUAUCUUCAGAGGUUUACAAAAUUCUUGCUGAACAAGAUAGGCAGAUCAAACUGCUACAAGUUCAGAUCCAGCGGCUUUUAGAAGCACAAACUCUUCAGCCCUGUUCUACCAAGACAAUAGCAAACAGAAGCAUACAGUCUGAGAAACAACUAGAAUUUGUUGCCAUGGAAACCCAAUCCUCGCCAGGGUUACAUAUGAAGAAAAGCGUCAGCAUUGCAGUAAGCACAGGUGCUAGCUUGAUCUGGAAUGCCACUUUGGAAAGUAAGAAUGAGCCUGUGAAACAAGAUGAUGUUGAAAUAUCCAAUGAAGACAUUAAUAUUUCUAUGAAUACUGAGAAGAACAGUACUCAAACAAGCAUUGCCUCUUCAUUAAAAGCUGUUGACAUACCCAGCUUUGUUGACAGCAUUCAUAUUGUAGAAGAAGGACACAGUCGACCCCCUGGACUCUGCAGUGGGCCAGGGUUGGCUUCUACCUCAGUGAUGAAUGAAAGUGUCAGCAUGUGCUUACAGACCAGGCCACUGGACAGACCUGACAGUCAUUUGGUAGGAGUUAAUGAACAAAACAUAGAGCAUAUGAUCACUUACCUGCCAAAUGCUCCACCAGAUGACCAGAAGUUUUACCAGGAUAUAUUGGGUCAAGUAAACCACUUCCUGAAGGAAUCUUCUGAAGAAAACAGUUCCUCUAAACAGAAGGACCUUGUGAGCAAUGAAUGUACCACAACUUCAAAAAUGAGCAAGACCGAAAGAAGAGACUCAGCCAGUCCUGAUCAAGUCCCAAGAGAUAAAGAUAUUGUUCUGAAUGCAACCUUGAAACAACUGAGGAACCUUGGAGUGAAAUUUGACUCUCCUGACACGAUGAUGAACAGUGCACGCAAAGUAGACAAUGCCAGUAUAUUGGCCUGUAUUAAUCCUGAAGCAGUAGUCCCAGGUCUAAACUACAUCUCCUUUGCUAAUGUUGGCUUGAGUGGUUUGACUCCUAAUGGAGUAGAUCUGAGUAUGGAGGCAAAUGCUAUUGCUCUCAAGUACCUAAGCGAAAGUCAACUGUCACAGCUUUCUCUGAGUAAUUCAAGCCAAAAGAAUUCCAUGGCUUCGUCUGUACAGACUCUCCUGCACACUAAUACAGAUAAGACUUUGGUGGGCUUUGGUUUAAUUUCUCCAAGCAAUAUGUCUUUUGCAACCAAGGAGUACAUGAAAAGGUAUAAACUCUUACAAAGCAGUGAUAGUGAUGAUGAAGAGGAGCAGCAGAUUGAAUACAGAAGAGGAGAGAACAUACAACCUGUCCUACAGCUGAAUUUAAACCCUGCUUUAGAGGGCUUUGGUUGCCAGAAAGACUGUCAUGAAAGAGCAAGUGAGAAACUACCUGUUAAUCCAACACAUUGUGAAACUGAACUAACUAGUAGUCACCUGUCAAAUCCAGAAGGCCCUAUAUUAAGAAAUGUUACAAAUGCAGUCCUUCCACUCAGGAUCCUGCAUCAGUCAAGUGAAAGUUCACAUCCAGUUUUAAAAGACUUGAACCCAAAAAUGAAAAAUCUACUUGGAAAAGCAGAGUUUACUCAGCAUCCUGACAAAGAGAAUCUAGAUAUUCAGAUUAUAUCUGAAACUACACAAGCAGACAACAUGAAUUCAGUGGGUACUUUUCUUAAUGUACAGCAGCUCAGACAGUUACCAAAGUUAUUCUAAUGUGUGCGUUGCUGGCAACUAGCUGUUUGCAGGACUUCUCAAUAUUUGAACCAGUUUUCUUUUGUUCAGUGGAAUCAAGAGAAGCCACUGACUAUCAUAGUCAAUCGAGUUGCCUGUCAUGAUGGCUUGGUUGUUGCAUGCAAAAUAAAUAUUUGCACCUUUAGGUGUCCUUGCACUCUAAAAUCUCAGUGAAUCUAAUCUAUGUGUAAUAUGUGACAUAAUUAUUUAAAACAAAUGCUGACUCUUGAAUUUCUCAAAUGAAACUGGGGCUACUUCAAUGCUGAAGCAGAAAGUGGGUUUAAGAUGAAAUCAGUUUGGUUACUCAGUUUAAAGCAUUACUUUUUUUAGCCUAUCCAAGCAUUAGGAUAAUGCACUUCAUUAGAUAGCCCUCAUUCUUACAUGAAUUUGAAAUAAAAUUUCAUAAUGAUUACUUGUGAUCAUGAAACCAACACGGUCAGCUGAUGUUAUCCUUAUGUGUUUUGACUUGUAUAAACAUAAAGAUAAUGGAUAAAUUGCUGAACUGUAUCUGCUGUUUGUGUUUGAACUUAACACUUUUUAAAUGUCUAAACAAAAUGCUUGACUCUUUUUGUAAUAUGCAAAUUUGUGAAACUCAGGGUUUUUAAAAAUUAAACUUAGUUACCUUUA